AUGUAUCCCACAACCAGAACCCCCGACGCGUGGAACAACGACGACAUGACGCUGACUGUCUGCGCCCAGUUGCAGAUCCGCUACGCCUGUGGUCACUCGACAGGUGGGGAGUUCGUCAAAUGUCAACGACACAUGAGAAGAGAGGAUGAACGCUGCAUUAGCCGUCAAAUCCAGCACAUCGAUGUCAAGGAGUCGGCACACAAAUGUCGCCUAUGUCUGCGCAGUGAAUGA
Messenger RNA from Penicillium verrucosum, 231 nucleotides. RefSeq lists its product as uncharacterized. NCBI's taxonomy places the organism in Eukaryota, Fungi, Ascomycota, Eurotiomycetes, Eurotiales, Aspergillaceae. Bases 1 to 231 code for a protein of 76 amino acids. The record is from RefSeq and is a predicted model, not a curated record. The transcript has 2 exons.